UCUCGUCUCACAAGCUCACCCCCACCCCCACUGUGCACACCUGACACCUUCCUCCAUGCCCCGGCGAGAUCCGAUGCACCCCGCCUCUGUCGACCUGGCCCUCGUGCUGGCCCGCCUCCACCGAGCCAACCCUGCGUCGGAGCUCUUCCUUCCCCAGCCUUCUUCCCCGCUGACGCACCCACACCCCGACCGGCAGCAAAGCAUCCCACCCGAGCGGACGCGCUCCUUGCCCACAGACCGGCGCCGACGCGGCCACGUGCCCAACUUCUCCCUCCCGUCGUCGUCCUACGUCCCGCCGCGUCGAUCCCUCGCCGGGUCGAUGCAUCCCGCGGCUGGGACCUUCGAUCCCCGUCGGAUCUGGGCCGAAGGCUGCGGCUGCUUCGGCUGGCCCCUGCAGAUUCCAACCAUCGACGACGCCCCUGCUCGUUGUGGACUCGUGGACCUAUGAAUCCACAAGUCAACAUGCAGUGCCGGAGCAUGGGCUGCGUCGGCAAGGUCGACAAGGCCAUCAGGCCAUGGCCUUCGUGAGAACCUUCACAGAGGUGGAAAUGGCGGUGGGAGAUGUCGGCACUGGAGUCGUGGCCGUGGCGGGGAAGAUGAAGCGGGCGGAGCUAUGCCAGUGGCUCAAGAGGAAGACAAGGAAGGAUGUGAAGAUUUUUUGUCCUCGUCCACCGGCUGAGAAUCUUGUUAAGCAGGGGCUAGGCAACUUCACACUGCUAGACGAAGGAAUUGACACACACAGUUCAAGCAACAUCAAAACUAUUCUAGGCAAGUGGCAGACAUCAGAGAGAAAGUCAGGACCCCCAAACAAAACCUUUCCAAGCUAUCAAAGUAAUGCCCAAGUAAGGAAACCUCUACCAGCAAUCACCUACUCUCCAGGACGCAGUACAAAACAUUGCAGGAUAUUAGAGAAAUGAGGGAAAACGCAAUGGGAGAAAAGUUUGCACCCACGAUGAACAAAGGUCCUUUCGAUGGGGUGGAUUCACUGCCCCCGUCCUCCUUUUGCAUGUGGGAGAAGAAAAGAAGAAGAGUGUGGGGACAGGUGGGGAGAGAAGAAGAAAGGAGGGAGGGGCCAAUGGGCGUAGGGGCAAUUGAGAGGAG
This is a messenger RNA of Triticum aestivum (bread wheat), 1101 nucleotides long. RefSeq lists its product as uncharacterized. Bases 516 to 917 code for a protein of 133 amino acids. NCBI's taxonomy places the organism in Eukaryota, Viridiplantae, Streptophyta, Magnoliopsida, Poales, Poaceae. The transcript is spliced from 6 exons. The record is from RefSeq and is a predicted model, not a curated record.